Messenger RNA from Sorex araneus (European shrew), 9645 nucleotides. It is a transcript of the gene LRIG2, whose product is annotated as leucine rich repeats and immunoglobulin like domains 2. The record is from RefSeq and is a predicted model, not a curated record. Gene Ontology annotation, molecular function: protein binding. The transcript has 18 exons. NCBI's taxonomy places the organism in Eukaryota, Metazoa, Chordata, Mammalia, Eulipotyphla, Soricidae. Bases 1902 to 4793 code for a protein of 963 amino acids.
CCCCCCCCAAAAAAAAAAAAAAGUAGUUUCAUUAAGUUGUAUGAGACAUAGGAAGUUAAAACAUAAAAAUGCAAAGAAUUGUGUCCAUGCAAAAGAAUUAAGCCCCACCCCACCAUCAUCAUCAACUGAGGCAUAUUUCCUUCCCUGAAGCCAGGUUGCUGUCAAGUUCUAAUAAUGAUUCUCACAGUCUUGAUUUUUGAAAUUAUAAAUUGCAAAUUCAAAUUCACAUUCAUAGUGUAAUAUAGUGUAUGUUGGGUUUAUUUAAAAGUACUUAUUUUGAAAUAAGUGAUACAUAUGGAAUGUAUCACUGAAUGGAUUAAAGAGACUCUUUAUAAUUCUGCUAUGGAAUGAGAAAUGUUAAAAAUUUACUGUAUAUUUAUACAACUACGUGGGGGGUGGUUUCAUUUUCUUUGUUGUUUAUUGGAGGGAGAAAUUGACUAAAUGGACACUGUUGGGAGAUGGUUGGAACUUUGCUGAUUGAUGGUUUGUACUUUGCUGAUUGAGCCCGGUGAAUGUGUAUGCAUUGAAAGAAGUCUCAAAUGGAACAGUAAAAUAGCUAUUUUGAAAUUAACAAAAUAUUUACUUACCUUUAAAAUUUUAAAAAAUUGAAUCACUGUGAGAUAUACAGUUACAAAGAUAUUUAUGAUUGGGUUUUAGUCAUAGAAUCUUUGAGUACCCAUUCCUUCACCAGUGUGCAUUUUCCACCACCAGUGUCCCUAGUUUCCCUCCCAUUACCACCCCAUCCCCACACUGCCCCACCCUACCUCAAUGGCAGGCACUUCCUCCCCUCUUUCUCUUUCCUCUCCCUUCCCCCUCCCAUUCCUUCCUCCCAUUCUCUCUCCCUUCCUCCCUCCCUCCUUCCUUCAGGGCUGUAUGGUUUGCAGUACAGGUACUGAUAGGUUAUUAUGCAUAUCCCUUUAUCUGCUUUCAGCACUCAGUUCUUGUCCACAGUGAUCAUUUCCAACUGUCAUUGUCAUAGUGGUCCCUUCUCUAUCCUAAUUGCCUUUCUCAGCCCCCCACCCCGCCUUGUGUCAAGCUACCAUCUGUGGACCUGUCCUCUAGGAUCUUGUUUAAUUGACCAUGGCUGUUAGUCUCAUAUUACUUAAAAAAUUAUCUGUCUGUCUGUCUGUCUGUCAUCUAUCUCCCCCAGAUGAGUGCAAUCAUUCUGUCUUUCCUUUUUGUUUCAUUUAAUUCGGCAUGAUUCAUUUCAUUCUCCAUAUCCAUCCAUUUAUAAGCAAAUUUCAUGACUUCGUUUUACCUGGUGACUGCUUAGUAUUCCAUUGUGUAGAUCUACCUUAGUUUCUCUACCUAGUCAUCUGUUUUCAGGCAUUCAGAUUGUUUCUAGAUUCUGGCUAUUGUGAAUAGUGCUGCAAUGCAUAUGGAGGUGCAGAUGGCAUUUCUGCUGUGUGUUUUUGAGCUCCUAGAGUAUAUUUCUAGAAGUGCUAUUGCUGGAUCAUAUGGAAGCUUAAUUUCUAAUUUUUCUGAGGAGCAACCAUAUUGUUUUCCAAAAAGACUGGACAAGUCGGCAUUCCUAUCACUAAUGAAUGAGAGUUCCUUUCUCCCCACAUCUGUGCCAGCGAUGGUUGUUCUUGUUCUUUUGGGUGUGUGCCAGUCUCUAUGAUAUAAGAUGAUACCUCAUUGUUGUUUUGAUUUGCAUCUCCCUUAUGAUUAGUGACAGAGCAUUUUUUUUGUGUGCCUUUUCUCCAUUUGUAUUUCUUCUUUGAGGAGGUUUUUGUUCAUUUCUUCCCAUUUUUUGAUGGGGUUGGAUUUUUUAUUUUCUAGUGAUGUUUUGCCAGUGCCUUAUAUAUCUUGGAUAUUAACCCCUUGUCAGGGAUUUGAGUUAUAACCGGUUGUCUACUUGGAACAUCAGCUUGGAAUCUCAGACAUUACAAGAAGUAAAAAUGAAUCACAAUGAGCUGACAGAAAUUCCACAUUUUGGAGAAGCAACCCUUAAUAUUACUCAACUUUCAUUAGUUCAUAAUGCAAUCCCAGAAAUUAAUGCAGAGGCAUUUCAGUUUUAUACUGCUCUUGAGAGUUUAGACCUCAGCACAAAUAUAAUAUCAGAAAUCAAGACUUCUUCAUUUCCUCGAUUGCAGCUUAAAUACCUAAAUUUGAGCAAUAAUAGGAUAACCAUCUUGGAACCUGGUUGCUUUGAUAAUUUAUCAAGUUCCUUGUUAGUGGUCAAGUUGAACCGAAACAGAAUUAGCAUGAUUCCACCCAAGAUCUUCAAGCUACCUCAUCUUCAGUUCUUGGAACUGAAAAGAAACAGAAUCAAAGUUGUUGAAGGUCUGACAUUCCAAGGGCUCGACUCCUUAAAAUCUUUGAAAAUGCAGCGGAAUGGAAUAAGCCAGCUUAAAGAUGGAGCUUUUUUUGGGUUGGACAACAUGGAAGAAUUAGAAUUAGAGCAUAAUAACCUUACAGAAGUGAACAAGGGGUGGCUGUAUGGUUUGCGAAUGUUACAGCAACUCUAUGUGAGCCAGAAUGCUGUUGAAAGAAUCAGCCCUGAUGCGUGGGAGUUCUGCCAGAGACUAUCAGAACUUGAUUUGUCUUAUAACCAGUUGACCCGCCUAGAUGAAUCUGCCUUUGUGGGUCUGAGUUUACUGGAGAGGUUGAAUUUAGGGGAUAACAGAAUUACUCACAUCGCUGAUGGUGUGUUUAGGUUUCUUUCCAAUCUUCAGACAUUAAACUUAAGAAACAAUGAAAUUUCAUGGGCGAUAGAAGAUGCUAGUGAAGCCUUUGCAGGACUCACAAGCCUCACUAAAUUAAACUUACAAGGAAAUCAGAUUAAGUCAGUUACAAAGAAAGCAUUCAUUGGCCUUGAAUCCCUUGAGCAUCUAGAUUUGAACAACAAUGCUAUAAUGUCUAUCCAAGAAAAUGCUUUUUCUCAGACUCGCUUGAAAGAAUUGAUCCUGAACACAAGCAGUUUGCUCUGUGACUGCCACCUGAAGUGGCUGCUGCAGUGGCUGGUUGACAGUGACUUCCAGCACUCUGUGAGUGUCAGCUGUGCACAUCCCGAGUGGCUCGCCGGCCAGAGCAUCCUGAAUGUGGAUCUGAAGGAUUUUAUCUGUGAUGAUUUUCUCAAGCCACAGAUACACAGGCAUCCUGACACCACCGUUGCUCUGAGAGGCACAAACGCGACUCUGACCUGCAGUGCGUUCAGCAGCAGCGACUCUCCCAUGUCUGCGGUGUGGCGGAAAGAUAGUGAGAUUGUGUAUGAUGCCGACAUUGAGAACUUUGUUCGGUACCAGCAGAAAGCUGGAGAAGCCCUGGAGUAUACGAGUGUCUUACAUCUUUUCAGUGUGAAUUUCACCGAUGAAGGAAAAUACCAGUGCAUUGUUACUAAUCACUUUGGUUCUAACUAUUCUCAUAAAGCCAAACUGACUGUGAAUGAGAUGCCCUCUUUUCUGAAGACACCCAUGGAUCUUACUAUUCGCACUGGCGCCAUGGCCAGGUUGGAAUGUGCUGCGGAGGGGCAUCCUGCACCCCAGAUAUCCUGGCAGAAAGAUGGUGGCACUGACUUUCCUGCUGCUCGAGAAAGACGAAUGCAUGUCAUGCCUGAGGAUGAUGUCUUCUUCAUUGCAAAUGUGAAAAUAGAAGACAUGGGCAUCUAUAGCUGCAUGGCACAGAACAUAGCCGGAGGCCUCUCUGCCAACGCCUCACUGACUGUGCUGGAAACACCGUCCUUUAUUAGGCCUUUGGAGGACAAGACCGUGACCCGUGGUGAGACAGCUGUGCUGCAGUGCAUAGCUGGAGGGAGUCCUGCUCCUCGCCUCAACUGGACCAAGGACGAUGGGCCCCUGCUGGUAACAGAACGCCAUUUCUUUGCUGCGGCCAACCAAUUGCUCAUCAUCGUCGACACGGGCCUGGAAGAUGCAGGGAAGUAUACCUGCAUCAUGUCCAAUACCUUGGGGACAGAACGGGGCCACAUUUACCUGAAUGUCAUGUCGUCCCCCAAUUGUGAUGCCUCCCCAAGCAGCAUGGGCCAUGAAGAUGAUGGCUGGACCACUGUUGGCAUCGUCAUCAUUGUGGUGGUAUGCUGCGUCGUGGGCACCUCUCUGAUCUGGGUCAUUGUUAUUUACCACAUGAGAAGGAAGAAUGAAGAGUACAGUAUCACCAACACAGAGGACCUCAAUCUGCCUCCAGACAUUCCCAGCUACUUGUCUUCCCAAGGAACUCUGUCUGAGCCACAGGAGGGCUACAGCAACUCGGAAGCAGGCAGUCACCAGCAGCUCAUGCCUCCUGCCAGCGGAUACCUACACAAAAGCGCCGAUGGUGGUACUGGUACCCGGGUUAUCUGCUCAGAUUGUUAUGACAACGCCAACAUCUACUCCCGGACCCGAGAAUACUGUCCGUACACUUUCGUUGCCGAGGAAGAUGUUCUGGAUCAGACACUGUCAAGCCUCAUGGUCCAGAUGCCCAAAGAAACGUAUUUGGUACAUCCGCCCCCAGAUGCUGGCACCCUGGAUAGCCUGGUAUCCUCGGUGGACAGAGAGACGCUGGCCUUUCCCACUGGCCAAGAGAGAACACAUGAGAAGAAAGUUGUGACGGCCACACACAUGAACAGUGAAACAUUGCCACGACCUCUGUGGAACAUGAACCAGGAGCUGGGCCACCUGACCCCUCCCUUUGCGCCAAAGCCAGGCCUCGAGUCUCCCACUCCAAAUCGAAGUGAGGACCCAGCGGAGAGUGACCCAGACUGUUUGGCUUCCCCCAGGUCCUGCCACACAUUUCACGACCAUGCUUUUGAUUUCAGUAGAACUCGGAACAUUCAAGAUGGUAGUGAGGGUACCUGAAACUUCCUCCAGGAUGAAAACUAGGCAAAGACUCUUAAUGAAUUCAUUUCGCAUUUACUACCUCAGCGUUCAGAAGCAGUCCCAAAGGCAGCAUUUGCUUUACUCUUCGUCUUCAGUUGCAUCUGCCCCAGCAUGGUGGGCAGGCAUUUGUUUGGGCUUACACCUGAGGAAGAAAGGUCACAGCUGGUGGAAACUGGGCACAUCUAUAAACACCUCGCAGCCCAGAAAGCAGCUGGCAGGGCUAGUCCCUCACUGCUGGAUCUGUUGGUUUACUGGGCUGUCUCUACCCUCAUCUCUCCAGAAUAGUCCCAAGGAAAAUCAGUUCUGUUUUGUCUUUCAAGAAACAAAACUAACUUUGGAGACCUCUGUGGUGUCCCUGGGAUUGUGCAGUGGUUUAAGGCAUACAGUUGAGACUAAGGCCUUGAUAUUCAAGGCCUGUGACAAGGAUCCCAGGCUUGACCUGCUGUAACCAGGUCAAAGGGGUUUGUAUUCUUGUGAAUAUAUAUUUUUUUUAAUGAUCUCUGUUGUCCAGGGAUUGUAUUGUAAAUAUAUGUGCAUUUAUAAAUGAUUUUUGUAUCCAUUGACCAUAUGUGUUGGUUGUAAUGUAAAUAUUUUUAUAUGCCAAAAUGAUAUAUGAUAUUGAGUAAAAUAUUGACAGAAGACCACAGACAGAAUUUGUAUAACUCAGAUGGAUGAAAUCUAGAGACUUUAAAGUUUGAAAAAUGUAUUUGUUUAGAAGUUUAUGUAUAAGAGUACGUAAAGUUUAUGUAUAGUGAUCGCAUACACAUGAAUACAAUCUUGGUGUAAUAAACCACUUUCUUCAUACCUCUAAUCAUUUGCCAUCUUUUUCCAGUGCCAGGUGAUGCUCCUUUCUAGGAAUAAAAGGCUCUUUCAGAAGGCUAGCAGUCUGUUAUAGCCUCUUGUCAAAACUAUGUACACAGAGAUUAUAGGAAAACUUGUUUUGGAUUCUUUGCAGCGAAGUACUUAGUUGGCAAGGAAACCAAAGAUUGUUUCUUUUCUCUUGUGUGUAUGUGUAUUUUUAAUAACAUUUCUUCUGCCAGUGCAUACUGCUUCUUAGCAAGAAUGCUUUGGGAAGUAGAGCGUACAGAAAUCCUUACACACUGACGCUUUGCAGUGAUCCUUAAAUAAAUGUGCAGGUGAUUAUGUAUUAAGCCAAAAAGUUUUCUUGAACUUCUGAUAGCAAAAAAGCUUUAUGUAAACAAAGACUUAAUCCUCGAGUGGAAUGAAAUGGACUCCAGUCCUUUGCUUUGCUUUCAGGUUUCCUCAUGUAGUGUCAUUUCUGUCUUUUCAUUCUAAGUCCGCUCAUUUGUAAUAACUUCAGUCACUUAAAAUCUUCUAAGUCACUGCAUUUUAAGGGUUCUUCUAAAUACUGAAAUUCUCGACUUUUUGGCAGAAUUUCAUGCUAGUUUUCAGUACUCAGUUUUUCCAUAGGAAGCAGUAUGGCCUUAGGCUGUAGUUUUUUGAUUUGCUCUGCUCAGAGGUUACUCUUGACUCUGGUCAGGAUCAGUCCUGGUGGGUCUGGGGGAACCCUAUGGGUGGUGGUAUUGAACUCAAGUUGACUGGGUGCCAGGCAAGUUUCCUUCCCGCUCUGCUAUAGCUCCAGCCCUGGCAUUAGCUGUUUUAAACCACCAGAUCUUUCUUGCUCUCUCUCCUAUUGCAGGAAGAAGGAUGGGGGUGGGGUGGCUGCUGGGGAUGAUUCAUGCAUAGAAAAGGCAAGUAACUGACCACUGAGCUAUGUCCCCAGCCCCACUCCUUUUCCUUUUUAAGACUCCAACCUCUGAUCAUUUUUAGUUUGAAUUUCUCAAAUACCUCUUUUUUUACCCUUUCCAUUUAUGUCUCCUCUUUUUAUUUGGUGGUACUGUAAUUUGUCCAGGACUGACUCUGGGGAUCUAGUUAAAUUCCCGACUCUGCUAUGUCUGUGUGUAUAAUCAAGUACAACUCUGUUUUCUCAGCUCUGAUUUUUUGCACUUAAAAAUUAGGCUUACUUUUAGUUGCUCUCACUGAUCCUGGAAAUGUAUGAAUCUGAUCUCUUUUGGAACUAAGAACUUCGCUACUCUAGUAAAAAGCUGCUUGCAUGAAAUGUUCCAGCAUAGAACCAGAGAUGCUGCUCGCUCUGAUUUGAGCCGGACUGAUUUCCUCUGUAGUAGAGUCAUACUGUAAGAAAUGCUUGGAGGAGAAAAAAAUAUUUUGAUUCUAAACAGAAAAGUAUCAGUAGGCUUGUAUCACCCCUUCAGUCUCUAGAUGAGCCCCUCUGAAUGUUCACGGAAUACCAGUGUUAGUUCACUGAGAGGUGUCAAUGACUCGUUUAGAACUAGUCUGUCACCCACAUACCUUUCCAGUGUAUUCACCGUUACUGCCCUAAUCAUAGUGCGUGUCACUCCAGUUCCCAUGGACCUUCUUGAGUCACUAGAGUAGCUAUUAAUACUACCAAUGCCAGGGAGCAUUGGCUGACAAGUGGGAUGAGAAAAAAAUAGGCUUGUGAACUAGCACGCGGGAAAGUGUAAAAUCUGAGUAGGCUUUCUACUGGCCCAAAGAGUCUGGUCUGGUGAAUGGCCAGGUUCUCCUUUAUGCCAACCUCUGUGUAAGGGUGUCAGGACUUUAUUUGAAUACACUUGAGUCUGGUCUUUGAAGGAGGAAAAAAAGGAAAACUUAAGGACCAGUCUCCUAAGACUACAGUUCUAGCCUUAGGAAAAGGAAUUCUUGGAACUUCUUGUGAUUGCAUAAAUUUUUUGACGAAGCAGAGACACCACCCUGUGCUCUGUAGCAUACGCAGGGUUCACCAGCCUCUGUCCUCCUAGUAGAGAGUUGGGCCUGUUUCAGAGUGAGGCAAAGUGACAGGAUGGGGAAAGUCAGCUCUGCUCCCCUCCAGUUCUGCUUCCUACCAAUCAGGAUAUCACAUUCUCUUAAUUUGCUUGUGUCUCUCCCAGGUUGGUCCUUCCAGUCUACCUAGAAGACGACUAGCAUUUUCCUUAAGUUCAAGACUUAAUGGCAUAGGGUUGACUCGGAUAUCACCUGCUCGCUCUCACCCUACACCUUCUAAACUGCUUCCCUGCACAGUAGGUUCUGCAGACACCCAGCCCUCAGCUGUGAGGGGUGUUUCAGCCUUCCCAUACUUGUGGCCCGUUAGCAGUCUAUGGACCUGUGGUUAGAGAACAUUGGUGAUACAGAAGUUACAGGGAAGCCCAGAAUAUACUUUGUUAUCAUUCUGUUUAAGCUAACUCAGUAAGAAUUAGAAUUUCCUUAGAGUUGUAGUAUGAACCAUGGGAAAAGUAUGUGCAGAAAAAAGUAUGUGUAGUCAUCAGUUUAAUAGCAUUGGAAGUAUUUCUUCAUUGAGAUGGAAUAUGAACAAAAUGACUUUAAGGUCUCUUUUCUGUUUAUUACCGUCAAUCUUUCACGAGCAAUUUGAGAUUCUUAAAAGUUUAUCCUCUUGAAUCCUUUCUGUGUUAGUAAGUUUGAGAGUAUUUGGGUGGGGGACAUUUGGCCCACAGCUGGUAAUGCUGGGGACUGCUCCUGGCCCAUUGCUCGGGAGUGACCCCUGCCGAGUGGUGGUUGAGGGACUGUAUGUGCUACCAGAGAUUGAGCUGGGGCCUGCCACAUGCAGACCACCGUAAUCCCUGUGCUCUCUCCAGCCCUGAAGUUAAUCUUUCUAAACUAGAGAAUUUGGGGCUUUAGUUUGCCAGAGAGGACUUGACUAGUGUUCCGGAGAAAAAUCUAUUGCUAGCUGUGAGCAUAAGCAUCAGUACCAAAAAAGAACUGUAAAAGUCUCUUAAGUCUUCUAAUUUUUAUUCCUGUUUUCAGUGGCACUUUCUCUGGAAUGAGGCUGAAAUUGUGCUUAGUUUUCUACCCAUUGUCUUACCCAAGUGUGCUUCGACCUUAUCAUUCCAGUAUCCAGACAUGCUGAAAGGUAAUGGAGCCUCAGAGACAAAGACACUGUCAUUUCACGCUACACCCUUCAUUUCUUGUUUUGCUUCUUGAUGCAGAUUACCGAGGUAAUGAUGAAACAGUUGGACUCUGGGAGGUUGCUAAGAUUUUUGGCAACCUGAAAGUAAAGUUUUGUUUUUCUAUUAUGUGGUCUCUUUCUCAGUGCUGUUGGCAGAAGCUUUUUCCCUCUUGCUCCUUGCAGUGUAUUUUUUUUUUUGUUUUGUUUUGAUUUUAAUUUGGAGAGCAACUUAAACCUGCAUCUACUAAUAAUAAUCUGUUUUUUUAAAUUUUUUGCACACUGCUUUGUUUGUUGACAGAAAUAAAAAUUCUGAAUGAAAAGGUACAUUACAAUCUUAACAAAGCAACCAAAAUUUAUCUGAAGAUUUUGUGGGUACUAAGGGGUUUGUUUGUGUGUGUGUGUGUGUGUGUGUGUGUGUGUGUGUGUGUGUGUGUGGUUUGUGUGUGUAUUUGGCUUGAUCAGGUUGUAAGUGGAGUAUUUCUUGAGCAAUCCUAAUUAUCACCUAGAGGUGGCAUGAAAAGGGAAAAAACAGUUUGAUUUUGAGCCUAUUAUCAGAUUUUAGGAGUCAGUUGAUCCUUUACUCCCCAUAACUGUCUUGAAGGAGGGGUUGAUCAUCAGGUGAUCAAGUACCCCUGGGUCUCUUGGAUGUAGUGGUCUCUUGGUCUCCAAGAGUCUGCUAUCUGCUCCCUUUUUUCCCAGGUCAAAUGUGACUCGGAAAAGCCCUGGUAUUAGGUAUAAAUUGAGAGUUGUAAGCCAUGACAUUCAUUGUGACUCUUUCCUAUCUAUUUAUAUUUUCUCACACAUGAGAAUGUAUAUUUUAUAAAGCAUGUGUUUGUCUAUUUGUUUGGUCUACUGUAAAAUGUCUUCAAUAAAGCUAAACUCUGUGAUGAA